Molecule: messenger RNA, 5486 nt
Organism: Salmo salar (Atlantic salmon)
Lineage: Eukaryota; Metazoa; Chordata; Actinopteri; Salmoniformes; Salmonidae
Source: RefSeq, a predicted model, not a curated record
CGCGCAGGGCUAAGUGGGGCUUGUUUACUUUAGAACCAGGAAAUGCCGUCCGGGUCAACUCGGGAGCUGCUAGCCGGGUAUGAGAAGAGAUGGUUUGGAGGAAAAUAAACGCGUUUUAGUGGAAAAAAACAACAUGGACAUUCACUUACUGACAAGUUUACUGGUAUUGUCUUUCAUAGCUACCGCUUUCGGCGAAGGUGGGGACCUGACGUUAGUCCAGGAGUUGUCCUCCAAGCCGGCCCAGAAGUUGUCUAGAUACGGUUGGUAUGGCAACGUCAGGCUGACCGUGUUCCAUGUCCCGGACGACACCGUCGCCGCCCGCUGGCUGUUCACUGUAACCAGGGGCAACGGUUUCAACUGUGGAACACACAACGUCUCCAUGUAUUUGCGUUGGGGGUCUCCUCCAGUCAUCGACCCAGUAGGACGGGUGUUUCCUAACAACACUGUGACAUCACCAGUCCUCUCACUCAACCUGUCCAUGACAUCAUCGCAAAGCAACACAACCUUUAACCUGUCUAACCCCGCCCCCGGAGACUGGUACCUGGCGGCCCACCUGCCCCGAGACGAUGGACGCAUCGAACACAAGGGAUUCCCGUCCUGCUCCUACUUCUUCCAGCCCCAGCUGUCAGUCAGGAGAGCAGUGGACACACCCAUCCUCCAGGCCACGCCCCUAACCCAGACCGCCUCCCCCAACAGACCUGCACUACUCAGAGUUUUUGUUCCAGAGUUCGUGUCGUCUCUCUCGGUGUCUGUGAGUGGCUGUACCUGGGGGGAGGGGCUUGUGAACGGAGACUGUUCAUUGUCCCUCACGCUGGGCUCCUCCUCCCCCCAGGGGGGGCUUGUGAGGGUGAACUGUUCUCUGAUUGGCUGCUCGGCCGUUCUCCUCGCUCCCCCAUGGAAUACGUGGAUACGCGUCAUCGUGGAUAGUUACCAUAGCAACCGAACCACAGCCUUCAGCGUCUCAGCCAACUACACAGUGGGCUGUAAGCCUCAGAGCGUGGGUUUGUCUGGAGACGAUUACCUUAACAGGCUCCGUGGCAACGGCGGCACUGCAUCGUCACCAGGCAACAGUUCUGCGGUUGCAGGUCGUCGUAGCGACGCGUUGUCGUCGUCGGAGUGUGUGCGGCUCGUUCCGGUGCUCCGCGAAGAACUAGACGUUCUGUCGGUCCGGUUCUCUCCCGUUAACGGACCCAACGUAACGGUCACACACACACUCCCCACGUUCCUCACCUUCCCCCUCAACACACAGACGACUGGAGGGACCCUGAACCUGGACAUUACACUCAACACUACUAAUGCAACGUUAGGAAGCAGCAGGGUGAUGGCCUGUCUCUCUUCCUGGGCUCCUGUCCUCACACUCAACUACUCCCAUCCCUGUCACACAGGGUUGUCCUCAGCGGUUGGGUUCAGUCUGAACGUCAGUGUUCCUGGGUCCAUCGUCAGACUUCCCUUCCCUCAGGCUGCCACCUGGUACCUGACCUUACAACUCUUCUGCAACAGUAGUGACUGUGGUAAUGUAACAGUGACACCACAGCUGUACGUAUCAGCCUGUAUCGAGGACUGUGGGACGUUUGGAGAGUGUCGACUGUUGAGAUCGUACAGCUAUCUCUACGCUGCCUGUGUCUGCAAAGCCGGUUGGAGUGGGUGGGGCUGUACCGAUGACGUCACAGCCCAGUCGUACGGUCGUCAACUGACAGCGGUUCUACUGCUCACGCUCAGUAACCUCCUCUUCCUCCCGCCCAUCGUCAUCGCUGUCCGACGCCGUUACGUCACCGAGGCCUCCGUCUACCUCUUUACCAUGUUCUUCUCUACUUUCUACCAUGCGUGUGACCAGCCUGGUUUAACAGUGAUGUGUAUCAUGGAUUACGACACUCUCCAGUACUGUGACUUCCUGGGUUCAGUGUGUUCAAUCUGGGUCACUGUUCUCUGCAUGGCCCGAGUCAGAGACACGUUCAAACAUAUGUUGUUUAUGCUAGGUACUCUACUGAUAGCGAUGUCCAUGCAGCUGGACCGAAGAGGACUGUGGAACAUGCUGGGGCCCAUCCUGUGUGCUGUACUGGCCAUGGUGACCUCCUGGGUGUAUCGAGGGGUGAAGAGGAAACGGUGUUACCCUCCCUCUUGGCGGCGUUGGGUACUGUUCCUCCUCCCGGGCCUGGCCUCGGCGCUGAUCGGUGUGUGUGUGUACGUGUUCGCUGAGACGGAGGACAACUACCUGUACACACACUCUCUAUGGCACGUCCUGGUCGCCUCCAGCGUGGUCUUCCUCCUACCUCCGGGAGAGACGGACUCCGUUAUCGCCUGGAGGCCCGCAGUCUGUGGUUACACACUCUGUCACAGCACGAAGGACGAGUUAUACGCUGUUACAUGACCUCUGAACCCCCUGGACCUGUGGAGACCGACUGUCUCAUGGGUAUCAGGGCUGUGACCAUACCAGGAUUGGACAGAUUGGUUUGUUUUGUCAUUUAAAAAACCUGCUGGGUGUAAAAUCUAGUGUUUUAUAGAUUGGAAAAACAUUAAUGAUGUUAAAUUUAAUGUUUUAUAGCUGGGAAAAACAUUAAUGAUGUAAAAUCUAGUGUUUUAUAGAUUGGAAAAACAUUAAUGAUGUUAAAUCUAGUGUUUUAUAGCUGGGAAAAACAUUAAUGAUGUUAAAUCUAGUGUUUUAUAGCUGGGAAAAACAUGAAUGAUGUUUUAAAAACCUGCUGGGUGUAAAAUCUAGUGUUUUAUAGAUUGGGAAAAACAUUAAUGAUGUAAAAUCUAGUGUUUUAUAGCUGGGAAAAACAUUAAUGAUGUAAAAUCUAGUGUUUUAUAGCUGGGAAAAACAUUAAUGAUGUUUAAAAACCUUUUCACUACAUAUAUAAUACUGGUAUGGUCCCAGCUUUGCUCUAUGCUGGUAUGUGUAUAUAUAGAUAUAUAUAUAUAUAUGGCAUAUAUUUCUAGUCGAGCAUAUGAAUGUUUUCACUACAUAUAUAUUACUGGUAUGGUCCCAGCUUUGCUGUGUGCUGGUAUGUAUGUAUAUAUAUAUAUAUAUAUAUAUAUAUAUAUAUAUAUAUAUAUGGCAUAUAUUUCUAGUCGAGGAUAUGAAUGUUUUUACAAUAAUAUAUUUAUAUGAAAUCACGGUGACAUCACUGCCUGCUAAUCCAUCACGUCUUGCCCCUCCCUCUUCCUCCUUUCCUACUCCUCAUCCUCUCUAGUUUAGAUUACACUACUAGAUAGAUGAAGACUGCUAGUUAAAGCAGGGAAGUUCAAUGGUAUAGAUCAGGCCUCUCCUUCUAAUACGGGACUAAUUCAGACCUGGUAUAGAUCAGGCCGGGACUAAUUCAGACCUGGUAUAGAUCAGGCCUCUCCUUUCUAAUACGGGCCCAAUUCAGACACGGGACACCAGGUGAGUGUAAUUAACUAGGAGAAACAGAAGUGUUUCGGGCCUCCACAACCAGAACUGAACAGCCCUGACCUAAAGAAUAGUGGAAGAUUCUAGAAAUGAAGAUGUUUUUCCUCAUGGAUACAAUUUAUAUCUCUGUGUGCAGUUUGGAGGAAGUUAAAGGUCGUUUUCACCAGCCAAUGCUAACUAGCAUUAGCACAAUGAGUUGUAGUCUACCAGUACAGCUAGCACCUGUAGACUCACUCCCUUACCCUGACCUCAAUGGGCCCUGUUCCAAUUCUAUACCCUCCCUCCGUUCCUAACUCCCUUACCCGCACCUCAACGGGCCCUGUUCCAAUUCUAUACCCUCCCUCCGUUCCUAACUCCCUUACCCGCACCUCAAUGGGCCCUGUUCCAAUUCUAUACCCUCCCUCCGUUCCUAACUCCCUUACCCGCACCUCAAUGGGCCCUGUUCCAAUUCUAUACUCUCCCUCCGUUCCUAACUCCCUUACCCGCACCUCAACGGGCCCUGUUCCAAUUCUAUACCCUCCCUCCGUUCCUAACUCCCUUACCCGCACCUCAAUGGGCCCUGAUCCAAUUCUAUAACCUCCCUCCGUUCCUAACUCCCUUAUCCGCACCUCAAUGGGCCCUGUUCCAAUUCUAUAUCCUCCCUCCGUUCCUAACUCCCUUACCCGCACCUCAACGGGCCCUGUUCCAAUUCUAUACCCUCCCUCCGUUCCUAACUCCCUUACCCGCACCUCAACGGGCCCUGUUUCAAUUCUAUAUCCUCCCUCCGUUCCUAACUCCCUUACCCGCACCUCAAUGGGCCCUGUUCCAAUUCUAUACCGUCCCUCCGUUCCUAACUCCCUUACCCGCACCUCAAUGGGCCUUGUUCUAAUUCUAUAUCCUCCCUCCGUUCCUUACUCCCUUCCUUCUCCUUAAAGCACUUUCAUGACUAAGUGUAAUAAUGUCAUUUUAAUGAUAUCUAAAUGUAAUUUGUCUAGAGGUUUUUCUCUGAAUGUGUAUUUGCUUUUGAAACAAAUCAGAUUGUGUAUCCAGUGCCUCUCCUCUCUCUCUCUGUGUGUUCUGCAAGACCAGUUCCACCAUAACUCUGAUUUUUCUGGUCAUAUAUUAUAUUUCACAGUGAUAUUAAGUUAGAAUGAAGCAUUUUAAUGUUCUGGUGUUAGGUUAAUAAUGAUCAUGUUGUCGUGUCUUUGGCUAUGCCGGAUUAAGUGAUAUGACAUGCUAUUCUAUAAAAUGAUUUCUCUGUAAUAAAUAUUACCUGAUUUAUUAAGCUAAUCAGGUAAAUGUAAUUAACUAGAAAGUCGGGGGCACCACGAAAGAAUGUUUAUAGAGCUGUUAUCUUCCGAAUAAACUCUUAAAGACCUAGUAAUCUUUUACGUCAAUAUUUAAUCGUCACCUUGUUUAGUCUCAUCUGAAAGUUGUAAAUUCUUGGUAAUCUUACAUUUACAUUUUAGUCAUUUAGCAGACGCUCUUAUCCAAAGCGACUUACAGUAGUGAAUGCAUACAUUUCAUAUCUUUUUCUCCGUACUGGUCCCCCGUGGGAAUCGAACCCACAACCCUGGCGUUGCAAACACCAUCCUCUACCAACUGAGCCACACUAACCCUGGCUAACAAGUUGAACCCUGGCUAACAAGUUGAACCCUGGCUACUAACAGGUUGAACCCUGGCUGCUAACAGGUUGAACCCUGGCUGCUAACAGGUUGAACCCUGGCUGCUAACAGGUUGAACCCUGGCUGCUAACAGGUUGAACCCUGGCUGCUAACAAGUUGAUACUUUACAUGUUUUAUGUGCGUCUGGGCAUUGUACCGCAUUCAUUCUAGAGGUCUGUCUGGGUGCAGGGUUUUGCUUCAUCCAAAGCAGUGAUGUGAAGUUGACGAACCCUACCACUGGAUGACAGAUACAUUCUGCUGUUGGCCACACGCUAAAAUAAUCUGAUUGAAGUUGAAGUUCUGAAAUUACAUGUUCAUCUACUUCCUGUUACCUCAUGUUCAUCUUUGGUUACUGUAGUCUACUUCCUGUUACCUCAUGUUCAUCUUUGGUUACUGUAAUCUACUUCCUGUUACCUCAGAAUACAAAUCAAACAGAAUAAAUCUCUCUAAAGAUU